UCGCCGGACUGCCCUGCCUCCCCCCGGCCCCUACCUUGCUCCUGCUUGAACCGCACGCGGUAGGUGCCGGGCUCGCGGCCCGCCUGCACCUCGCACUCGCCUCCCCCCGACCGCCUGCAGGACUGGAAAGUUUGAGUGCAGAGAUCCCAGAAGGAGAGAGCAGUUUGGGGCCAAGCAUGGUAAUGGAUGAGGAAAGCUUGAUGGUCUCCAUCAAUAAAGAUGCUUAUGAAGCUCUUAAGGAAAGAGAGUCCUGUCUAAAGAAUCUCGUUUACAAGAAGUUUGCUUGUACGUUGGCCUUCAAAAGCACAAAAUGCCCUGUUGAAGUAUACAGGAAAAAACUGAAAAAUGGGAUUCACGUAUCUGUUUGCAAAGAUGAUCUCACAAUACAUGAGGCUGAUGCUUUGGUGAAUGCAGCCAAUGAAUAUCUACAUCAUGUAGCAGGUCUUGCUUUAGCCCUUUUGAGCGCUGGAGGGCCAGAAAUAAAAGAACAAAGCGAUCAUCAUAUUUGGAAAUAUGGAAGUCUCACAGCUGGCCAAAUAGCUGUGACAGGUGGAGGAAAGCUUCGUUGUAAGAGAAUUAUCCAUGCAGUUGGUCCAAGAUGGUCCCCCUCUGGAAAAGAAAAAUGUUGUAACCUACUUGAGAAAGCCAUUGUGAAUGUUCUGAAGUACGUUAAUGCUCCAGAAAAUAAUAUUAAGUCUGUGGCUAUCCCAGCAGUGAGUUCAGGUGUUUUUGGCUUCCCACUCAGUUUGUGUGCUCAAGUGAUUGUAAUGGCUAUAAGGGAAUUUGUUGAGACAAGUCCACCAAGCUGUCUCAGGGAGAUCCGUCUGGUGAACAUUUGUGAGCCCACAGUUGCAGAAAUGAAAAAAGCUUGUGAAAAGUUGCUAGGUGAUACCAGUUCCUGUCAGGAAAAUCUAUCAGCUCUGCAAAGCCAGCCUCCAGAGUUCAUAGUUGGAGGUAUUCGUUUGCGUAUCGUAAGAGGACUUAUUGAGGAGCAGAAGACUACUGCUAUUGUUAAUUCUGUGUUGAAGGAUGGCAGUCUUCACCCUGAUGUUUCAAACAGCAUACUGCAAAAAGGAGGUUCAGCUAUUUAUGACAAUUUGAGGUCUCUUCUUUUUAAGCAUUCUUGGCCUUGUAAGGAGCUGAUAAGAACACCUGGGUGUCAUCUGCCCUGCAAGUCAGUACUGCAUAUUUUAUGGCCACCAUACAGACACAAGGUGUUAUUAUGUGAGGAAUUAAAAGCUGCAGUGACAAGAUGCUUGGAUUACAUUUGGAAUGGGGAGUCUCCUUCAGUUUCUUUCCCAGCAAAGGGGAAUUGGGAGUCUCCUUCAGUUUCUUUCCCAGCAAAGGGGAUUUGGUCGUUUUUGCUGCCUGUGGAUCUAGUGGCAGAGGUCAUGAUUGAGGGCAUUUUUAAUUUUGGCAGGGAACACCCUGAGAAGAAGAUAGAUGUACAACUUGUGCUCCACCCAGAUGACUAUGGUGCCUAUGAGAUUUUCCAGAGCAAACUUUCUUCAGCAGCAAGCAAACUGGAAAAAAAGCAACAUUACAACAGAAGUGAUCCUUCGGGUACAGAGUCAGGCAGACAAAGUAUAAGAGAGAAUGCAAACAAUAAAACAUCUAUUGAACUUAAGGGGAACACCCUUGCAGCAUUGGAAGCAGCAAAACUGUGGAUCCAAAACAUGCUACGAACUCAGGAAAAUCACUGUGCUACUAUUGAAAACAACUACAUUUUUAACCUUGGUAAAAAAGAGUUUGCAGAAAUAGCUCGAGAGCAGCAUUCCAGUGUACGUAUAUCAGAAGAAGUGAGAGAUGGAAAAGCAAGACUAGAAUUUCAUGGUCCCCCUGAUGCUGUCAUUGAUGCAGUGCUUGCAACUGAAAAAUUACUGCUUCGUAUGCAAGAGAAGACUACAGCCAAACAGGAGGAACUGCUGCACUCUUUGGGCCAACCGGAAGCAGGUCAGCUUUCAGAAGGACACCUUGACAGGGCAAAGAAUACUAAAUACUUCCAGAUUUCACGGGUGGAAUCACGCUCUCAGGAGUUUAAAGACAGACAAAAACAGUUUGAAAAAGCUGGGCUUCUUGUUCUCAAGAUAGAAAAAAUACAUAAUCCUCUCUUAUCUGCUGCAUUCCAACAAAUGAAAAAAAGAAUAGAAGAAAAACAAGCUACCACCAAAAUAAGCCACAAGUUAUACCAGCAUGUUCCUGCUCAGUUCUGUGGCUUGGUAUGCCAAACUGGAUUUCACAGAACAUACUCACCACCAACAGAACAAAAACAUGGAGCUGGCAUCUACUUUAAAAGGAACCUCAAAAGCCUAAUGGAGGGUAAAAAGAAAUGGGAAACAGAUUCUAUAAUGUGUGUGUUUGAGGCUGAAGUAUUAACAGGCUCAUACACUAGAGGUAAACAGUCUUAUAUUAUGCCACCAGUAGUGGAGGGAGAUGCCAUUAAAGUAUAUGACAGUUUAGUAGAUGAUGUAAACAAUCCUGACACCUUUGUCAUUUUCAAUGGUAUUCAGGCCCUUCCACAGUAUUUGUUAACUUGUUCCCAGUCUCAGGUGGGAAGGUCUGGGCCCCUCUGAGGGAACCAGCAGCACUAUAUCUAUGUGGAGACCACCUCAAAAGAAAGUCUAGUAUUUAGAUUCUAAGAGGAUGCUCUUAAAAUAACAUGCUUUAAUUGAAGUGCCUUAUGACAACUCUGAAACAUCCAAGAAUAACUAUACAUUGAUACCUUAUGGAGUUUAAAGCAAAAUCAUCUAUGAAUAGAAAUGUCAAGCAUCACACCAUACAGUUUAACAUUUAUAUGGUCAUUUAGUUUGUCGUAAAGUAUUCUUAGCACAUGACUAUACACUUGAUGUUUGCAUAAACUGUCAUUCAUUUAUUAUGUUUUCUUAAUCUGAGACAAUGCAUACAUUAAUGGAAACAAAAGAAAUCUAGGUUGUGCCUUUGAUUCUUAAAUUUUGUUUUGACUUAAGUAGGUGAAUGUCAUGUGAACACUGUUUUCCACCUAGGGAUGUGCUACUAAAUUCAAAUGGUUAUGAUAAACUAAGCAAUACUUCAUGACUAAGAGUUUUUGCUAUUAUAAUUUUUAUUAGUUACAAGUGAUUCCAAGUAUUGUAGACACAUGUAUUCAAAAUAAAGUAUGACAAUAUCA
This is a messenger RNA of Dromaius novaehollandiae (emu), 3145 nucleotides long. RefSeq names its product poly(ADP-ribose) polymerase family member 9 (gene PARP9). Bases 177 to 2573 code for a protein of 798 amino acids. The record is from RefSeq and is a predicted model, not a curated record. Gene Ontology annotation, biological process: protein poly-ADP-ribosylation; positive regulation of type II interferon-mediated signaling pathway; negative regulation of gene expression. The transcript is spliced from 10 exons. Gene Ontology annotation, cellular component: nucleus; cytoplasm. Lineage: Eukaryota; Metazoa; Chordata; Aves; Casuariiformes; Dromaiidae. Gene Ontology annotation, molecular function: transcription corepressor activity; NAD+ poly-ADP-ribosyltransferase activity; ubiquitin-like protein ligase binding.